Molecule: messenger RNA, 1530 nt
Organism: Corticium candelabrum
Lineage: Eukaryota; Metazoa; Porifera; Homoscleromorpha; Homosclerophorida; Plakinidae
Exons: 3
Coding region: 1-1530 (509 amino acids)
Molecular function (GO): protein dimerization activity
Source: RefSeq, a predicted model, not a curated record
AUGAGUGGUGUCCGGAAUGGUGUACAGGCUCUUCUGAAGAAAGAGGCAAACGGUCACUGUCUGUAUGUCUACUGCUUUGCCCACAGCCUGAAUUUGUGCAUAAAAGAUGUCACUCAGAAGUGUGAACUGCUACGCAAUUGCAUGGACUUUAUUUUCCAGCUGGUGCAACUGAUCAGGUUUUCACCUAAGAGACUUAAUCUUUUUGAGAGCGUGCGCAAGGACAUUUCGGUGUCAGAAGGUGAGUCAGGUCUGUCUCCAUCACUGAGACCACUUUGCCCUACACAAUGGACUGUUCGCCAUUCUGCCAUUGCAAGUAUCCUGAAGAAUUAUAAGAUGCUCAUGACAACACUCGAGACUGUUCGACAAGGUCAUGAUGAGUAUGCUGCUAAAGGAAGUGGAUUGCUGGCAAAGAUGGAAUCAUUUGAGACUUUCUUUAGCUUGAAGCUUGCUUACAGGGUCUUCUCUGCAGCUGAACAGUUUUCCAUAAACCUUCAGGCUAAAGACACAGCUGUUUCCAAGGGAACCAGGGGAGCUGACGUAUUGAGAUCACAUUACGUGUCCUUGCGGAGUUACACUGCCUUUACAGAUUUCUAUAAGGAUGUUCUGGAUUUUUCAGGAGGCCUGACUGACGAACCUGUUCUACCCCGCUGCCGGAAGGUACCCAGGAGAUAUGAUGAAGGGGGCGAGACGCAUCGUUAUGCAUCUCCUGAACACAGGUAUCGCCACGCCUAUUUUGAAGUACUGGACUAUGCGAUUGGCGAAAUAGUGAGGCGUUUUGAUCAAUCUGAUCUUGCUAUUGUUCGUGAGGUGGAGUCUCUGCUAAUUAAUGCAGCCAACGGCAAAGAUAUACCAGAAAUCCCAGAGGCAGUUGCCAAAUAUUUUCAGGGGACUCUAGACCUAGCGUGUCUAAAGAUUCAACUAAAGAUGUUACCAGAUGCGAUCACGAAUGCAUUUGCUGGUUCUGCUAUCCGUGUGAAGAAGGUAACGCAUGUCCGGACCAUUGUUGACACGCUCAACCAGAGUCAAAUGUACAAGGACAUGCUCAAUCAGGUAGACAAACUGGUUCGAUCAUAUUUGACAUUUCCUGUUACUAGUGCCACUGCUGAGAGGGCGUUCUUUUCUGUGCGCCGCAUAAAAACGUUUCUGAAGAGUACAAUGUCACAGCAGCGUCUAAACAACUUGUUCUUGUUGUAUGUUCAUAAAGCAAGAAUAAACGCCCUUGAUCUUUCAUCUGUGGCCAAGGACUUCAUUGAUUUAGAGCAUCAUAGAUAUAGUUCUCAUUUAGUGAAUGGAGUUGCUGCAGAUGCUAACAGUCAUUUAAGUAAACAAGCGUCUUCUAUUAGUGUUGCUAUGUCUGUUAGUCGAGCUCCCACGUCGUUGUUACUCCGUGCAUUUCUCACCGUGUCCCAACACAGUGCCGAUGUGUCGUGGGUGGAACCUGUGAUUGUGCAAAAGGGGCACCAUCGUACACUUACAAACACGCGUGUGGCACAUGCGGAGUGUGCGGCCGCGGGACCGGUGGCUGCAUGA